Messenger RNA from Toxoplasma gondii ME49, 8890 nucleotides. RefSeq lists its product as hypothetical. The transcript has 8 exons. NCBI's taxonomy places the organism in Eukaryota, Apicomplexa, Conoidasida, Eucoccidiorida, Sarcocystidae. Gene Ontology annotation, cellular component: TORC2 complex. Gene Ontology annotation, biological process: TORC2 signaling. The record is from RefSeq and is a predicted model, not a curated record. The coding region runs from base 232 to 7194 and encodes 2320 amino acids.
GCCCGACACUCAAGAUGCUCAGCGACGUCGUCCCGUACAUCUUCGGAGACAGUGCUCGCAUUGGAGGACUGGCAGCUGAUUUCGCGUCUUCUUCUCGGUCCCUUGGUCUCUCAUCUUCGCUUCCUGGUUGCCUUCUCCUCAGAUCUUACCCGGAUCUUCGAGAUCUUCCUUCAACAAAUCCUCACUUUUUUUCUGCCUUCGUCAUGCGGCUUCUCGUGCCUACCGUGGGAUAUGGACAACCUCCACUUUUUGCUAAUAGCGAACGCUCUGGUGUCCGUCCUUCUCAUCGUUCCGCACAACGUUCUCAGUCUCUCGCUCCCCCCACCCGAGUCUCUGUGGACGCUGCAGGCCCGUCGACACAAUAGGCCUUUCUUUCAAAAGACGCAAUCUGCUCACGGGGCUGAAGCUAACCAACGUUGCCGGUCGGUCUUGCCGCGCAACGCAUGCGCAGCUGGCGACAAAGGCUUAAACGUGGUGGGGCAGCAGGUAGAGAAGGAAACGACGCAUGCCGGCCAGCAUCGGUCAGGACGCCGGAUGUCCUUCUCAGUGGGUUCGGUCAAGCGAGGAGACUCCACCACCAAGCCGCCUGUUGGUCUCCGCUCAGAGUCUCAGUGUGAUUCAAAGGGGUUGCCAGGAGAUGUGUCUACUAAAUUCAACCAAGAAUCUUCGGCUGGCGCAGGGAAGAGAGGGUCACCUGAUGAAGAGACUGGUGCAGGGCUUUGUGGCCGACGAGCUCUGCUGAUGGAAAUUGCAGGACUGUUGCUGCAGGAACUCCUCCUGCCUCCUCACGUCAGUCCCGCGUCGGUGUGUCGGUGCGCCUCCUCCGUGUGCCCGUCGCUUUCCACUCCGCCCGUGACCCAGGUUCCUCAGGACCGUCCGAAUAUGACACGAAGCUCCCCAGGCUGUCGAUCGCCCCCAGAUACCUUCCCCCAGACAGCUGUGGAAGGACAGGAACAAAUCCGGACUCCCCCGAUCGCACGCUUGAGUUCACCAACUCCCGCUGCACCUGGGCGGAAUCCAGCGAGGCAAAGAGUCGCCGGUGAAAACCUGCGUUCGAGCGAAAGAUACACACAUCCUCAGGCGCAACAGACUGGUGCAGUGGCCAGACCUGCUGACCCCACAGAAAGGCUGCCCCCUCGUGUGCAAGGCGGAUCACCGGAGGUGCUCAGACGUAAAGUAUCAAGCAUUAUGCGGUCGGAGAAACCGACUGGGGCACACAGCGGCCCUGCGACUGAUUCACACAUGAAUACCAAGCCACAUGUGCGGUUAGUACUGCCCACGACUUCUGCCCUCAAGGCUCACGAAAGACAUCGAGCCGCUGCAGUUACUCGCGAAGUACCCGGUGAGUCGCGGGUGGCAUCUUGCCCAGUUCAAUCAGAACCAAACCCGGCGUACGAGCCUCAUGGUGGUGGUGCCGCAUGCCCUUUGGAAGGCGAAGAAGUUCAGAUAGCAGCGCGUCAUUCAACGGCUGUGUCUCAGUCGGAACAGAUUUGUGCGUCUGACGGGGGCCGCCUGCCGAUCCUUCAACAAACAUGCGGCAUUGAGACACGCAGCCAGAGUGUUGAGGGAAACCAUCGACACAGCCCAGACUCUCACAGAGGCGCGCAGAACCUGAGGGGCGAGGUGGGCGGGAGCACGAUGAGAUGUCCACCGACACUACCCCCUCAGAACGCUCCCUUUGGGCAGACCCUGUCGCUCGCUGCUGCCGCUGAGACAGCCAUCGUGCGACUGCGAGGCAAGCGCGUAGUGUACCAUGUCCGCAUGCGGACAUCUGAGCAGCUUCCUGCAGAACUGGGGAGGCCGAGGAGGUGCUGUCUGUCGCCCAGCACAGGAGCUCAAGUCUGGGGGAGCCACUCAAGAGCGUCAGGAAGCCGCGGGCAAGACACGCUGGGCGGACUGGCUGGAUCUUCUGCUUAUGGCUCGUGUCAGGUCUCCCGAGCCAAUCACGGCUUUUCUGGGACGGAGGCGGCGCCCUCGGCUUCUCUUCGAAACGAACAGCUGCGACUCGCAGCAGUGCUGCCUCGAGUCCUGGCAGAUCACCAUACUCUACGGACGUUGUCGGCGCAGUACGGAGCGAUUGUGGGUACGUUUUCGGCCUCGCUGGAGGGCGUGAUUCAGCUGUCGAAGGCAGGAAUCUUUACGCUGCUCAUCCAGCUGAUUGAUCAAGGUGCGGAGAAAGACACACUGGUCGGUCAUUUUUUCCCUCAUCUCUGCUUAGAUUUUGUUCCGGCGCGCCGCGUGGCCAGCCGAAUUCUAAGUCGCGGAUCUCUCUUUCUCAGACUUCGGUGUCUCGCUUACUGGCAGCGGCAAAUUCUCGAUGAUGAUACUCCAACAGACGUCGCUGUUUCAGUAACGGGCCACCAGGCUGAGCUCGGCGGAAGCCUCGAGAGUCGCCCAAUCGCGACAGAAAUAUUCAGGGACAAAUCGCUAAACGCAGGAACUGAACGACACCGGGAUGGCACCAAAGAUUGGUGCUGCCCUGGGAGAACGACGGCAAGGAGCGAGAGCGAAGUUUCGCAGUCUUGGCAUUCAGUUUGCGAAUCGGACGAUGCGUCAGCGCCCUCGAGCGGAGGCAGCAACGUCGGCUUGUUUGCAAAGACGCCGCGGUGGGCCUGGCAGCUUCAGGAGGUGAUUCUCAAGUGUCUGGGUCCGAACCAGCCAGCCCUUCUUCGCAGCGAAGCGAUUCGAAUCGUAACGAUUGUGUGCCGCCGGAAGACUCGGCGCGCUGUGAGAAUCAUUCUGAACCUCAUGGAGACCGGAAUGGUGUCCACUGAAAGCUGGCCUCGAGUCCUCCAGCUUCAACUGCUGCGAGCAGACGAGGGCGUCCGAAGAGGAGAGCGCGACGGCUGGCUCUACAACCUCUUGAAUGAGUACUUGGCAGUGGCGCAUGGCGAUGGUGUCGAAACUCCACAAAAGUGGGAAGGCGCAAGCCCAGGACAGAUGCAAACGGAGAGAGAAGAAAACUCGAAGGAUGGGCUGCAGCACUGGCCGACUCACAGGCAGGACUCCCGGGCGCGGCUUUACACGCAAGACGCGAUGCGCAAGGAAGAAAGAGACGCAGACUCAGAGGCAGGAAUAGACCCUACCGGAUGUGAGAAGAUCGAGUUCCGGAGUUCCAAAUAUUCGCCUGUCGCGUUGCGGGACCAAACACCUCUGAAGCGCUUCGUCUACGUUCGGCUCGUGGAGCACCUCAUGGCAAAGGUUUUCAAGUUGCCGGAGAUCUGGGAGACCCGCGUGCUCGGAUCAAAAGUCGUUGAUCUGGACCUCUAUUCCCCCGGAGCGUCCUCGGCGGGUGCUCACCGUCCGCCCUACUCUGUAGGACUGGGUCCCCGUGGUGGCGCGGUGGCGACUGCCUUUGGGGGCUAUCCGGACGCUUGGAGCAGGAGGCGCACAAGUUUGAGAAUGAAACCUGCGCCACCUCAGUUCCCACUUUUCCAGGCAGAAGUGGACCCCGGAGUCGUUGAGAAGCUGGUGCACGUCCCAGGGUCGAUAUUUCCGUCGAGUACCAGUACCACAACUGGAAAGGAAGCCACCCGCCCCCCCGUGUCUUGGAUUUUCCAUCUACUCCAGCGCGAAGAGGCUGCUGGGAGCUCUGUGAAGCCGGCGCGCGGGCUCACUCUAUAUCAGGAAGCGAGUGAGGCUAGCGCGAGCUGCUCGUCUUCACACACCCAGUCAGUCGUCGAGGCAGCGUUCGCUCAACUGGAUGCAAACAUUGUCGUCCCGGGCCUUGCCGCGGCGAUCACGUUUAGAAGAGGCAAAAUGAGCAAGGGCGGCGCCGGCCGAGGAUUCACUUGGAUGUCGUUCGUGCCUGCUCAGCUGCAGGUGCAGUUGGUGGCCAUCUUGGAGUCGAGGAGCAUGGCUGCGCAACUUUCUCGGACCGGCGGAAGUGUCGCAAACGGGGAGAAGAAUUCUGGCGAGAGCCUCAGGCAGGAAUGUAGAGAUAAUGAGGACCUAGGUCGAAGGCGAGGCGAGGACUCUGAGGACGAGGACGCAGCUGUGAGAGUGGCGGCUAUCAUUCGUGAAAAAGGAGUCCGGAUUGCUCUCGAGGAAGGUCUUGUCAGUGAGGAGGCGAUCAACGCGAGAAUGUGGAUAGUCGAACAGUUCUCUUUAGAUGCCAUGGUUUUCGCAGAUUCCGUCUCAGCCGCUCAGCGGAACGCAAUGAGGUACGUUUGCACGUCGUCUUCGUCUGCUCGCUCUUCCGUUUCCUCUGCGCUGUCGUCUCGUUCUUCUCGCUCUGGUUCCUCCUCGUUGACGCCUUGGCGGGAACAGGAUGCAAAGUUUUUCAGCGUUAAAGAUGACCGCACCAACCCCUCGGUAGGACUGCCUUUCGCCGAAACUUCCGCGGACGAGAUGUCGGAUAGGUGGUCCCGGACAGGAGUCGACGACCCUGCGACAGUCGUGGCAGAGAGUCCGCCCCUUUUUGCGAGACUCGAGCAACGACGAGGGCGGGCGUCGGCUCUGGACGGCCUUGUCGACUUAUCGGAUCUAGACGAGUCGUACUCUUUGGUGAGCUUAGGCAACCACGAGCACCGCGUUCCUGUGCGCAAACUCCUAGUCCCUCGUCGCCUUCUUAGUGACGUGGCGAACCGAACUGGAGACAAACGGUUUCUUAUGGAGGGGAGAGCCUCCCGGAGGAGAUCUUCGAACACGAAGGAAGACGAUGACUCUGUGAAUGGGGAGGUGCUGUCUCCUUUCCUCGACGUUGCUUUGCGAGUUCGCGUGAACGCGGGUGGCACCUAUGCCGACAGGACAGGUCGCUUUCAACGGGAUGCGGAGAAGGCAGCUUGGGAGUACCUGUCGCGAACGGAGCAAAUGGUGUCUAUCUGGGAGCAAAUGAAGAGCAGUGGAACGCACGCGGCCGCUGGCAGAGGCAGCCAGGCCCCGUUGUCGGGCGAAUCCUCUGUCCAGCAGAGUGGCCUCAGAAAGGUCGACGAGGAGACCAUUCCUGCUUCAUCGAGUGAGCCGGAAGCCGGACACACUCCAAGGGAUGUAACGAGCCAAAGAGGGAAGGACAACGAGGCGUGUGGACCAAGAGCAAUGUGGAAUUCGAUUGGGCCUCGCUGUCUGACAUUUAACAUGGAAUCCUUCCUGCCUCCAGAGGAUGAGGCACGUCGGGGCCUAGACAGUCAUCCAGAGAGGGCAGCUUCCCCACCACAGGAACCGUCGACGCUCGGACCUGUGGUGCUAUGUUCUGGAAAUUUCCGUUGGGUUUUUUGCAUGCACCGACAGCCGGGACAAGGCAGACGUGAUUUCGCCGAUUUCAAUACCUUCCUGCGACGCUGGGAGCAAGAGCAAUACAUGGUGCAUCUUGUGCGACUAAACGGUCACAUUGUCGUGCCGCGAGCCAGGCGUGUUGCUGCGGCGCCGCCACCAUCCAUCAUUUCUUACCUCGCCCUAACCCCCUCAGGUUGCCGCGUCCUGCUGAACCAUCCGACUUUCCUGCCCUACUUGGAGUCCGUGCUUCGUCGGCCGAACCGCGUCAAGUCCUCAGAGGUCUGCGCCGCGAUCUGGUCCGUCUGUCAGAUGGCCUCGACGUCUCUGGGAAACGAGUACCUCCUCGAGUACGAAAGGCAAAAGGAGAGGCGCCGCAGACGUGCCAAAGCGUACGCCGCAUCCAAGAAGGGGAGUGAUGGAGAAGGAAGCAUGAAGGGCGGCGCCCAAGCCGGUCCCUGUCCUCACCAUGGGUCAGGCAAGGAGAGAAGCGUGGAGAGAAUCGACUCUGCUGACAGCUGCGGAUUUGAGACCCGAAAUGCGGGGUUGGCAGCUCCUCGGCCCCACCGCAAAAUGAGCUUGGAAUACGGAAGCGCCGUGUCACCCGCAAAAUCGACUCGCGUUCUGGAGACAUCAGAACGAAAUGGUGGAGAGCAAAGUGUGUCUGGUUCUCUAAGCGAUCCCGGGGGCGAGAAUGAGGUGCUGAUGUCCGUUAACGGCGAGGCGAAACGCGGAGACAGCCGCAGCCUGAAAUCGGGUAAUUUCUCGAGCACCUGUCACAGGAUUUCAAGGCUGCUGAGAAACAGAGAUGAGGCGGAGUGUAACGUGAGCACCAGCGCAUUGCUACGACUGGUGAUGCGAAUCGCACGACGAAACAGUCCGCCCUGCGUCCGCAGCACAUGUCUCCAUGCGCUGUCUCUUGUCCAGGUGUGCGAGCCCGCGGAGAAUGCCGCAGCGGCUACUCACUGGGAUCUCGCAGCCAGAGGCCCUGUGCAGGAACGCCUGUUUGAGUAUCUGGCUGGAAUAGCAACGGGAUCCGAAGCAGACACAACUGAUACGGAAGACGAGUGCAGGGAUUCGGACAGAGCAGGCAGACCGCCCGAAGAAGAAAAGCAACGCCCUUCGAACCUCGGUUUCAGACCUUCCGUGAACCGUGGUGUCGAAGGUGGAGCUGCGUGUAGCUCUAGGAAGGAGGGAAAUGCGGCAGAUGUGCACGACAGUUGGAUCUCCUUGGGACAGUUGGUUUGGGCUCCUCCGUUUAACCCUCCUGUACCUCCCGAUGGUCGCGACUUUUCUUCGCUGUUCUCCAUGGAGAAGGCGAAAGGCGGGAACCCAGGCAGCAAUCAUCCGAUGAGUGGACGGACGCCGAGGAAUUCGAUGAGCGCUGCCAGGACCCCGCGCAAGCGAAGCAAGCAGGAUAGCUUCCAGAGGCUUGAGGAGGGUCAGCAAAGAGAAGUGUGCCUCCGUGAUUUCACAGCCGAAGCAAGCAGCCGUUCCGUUUCUUCGUCCUUCCACGAAGACAGCAUGCAAGACGGUUUUCCCUCAACAAGCACGUCGUUUGAUGUGCCGUACACGGACGGUCUUCCGAGGGAGACUCGCGCGCGAAACGAGAAUAUGGCCUCGAGCCUCCCGGACGAUUCCUGUCGGCCGUCGUAUGCGUGCUUCGGCAGUCAGCAUUGGACUAUCUUAGACAUGAUUUCCAAACUGCCGAACUCAGUUGCCGUCCGCAUCAGCGGUUUGACCUCGCAGCUUCAGUCUGUCAAACACAGGAACCCCUCGCUUUUUCUAUCGGUUGAGCUUUGGUGGCGCGUCGAGCAAUUGAUGUGUCUUUACUGCUUCUCCGCUCACCUAAGGCGUCUCGUUGCUUCACUUUUCAGUGAAACACUGAACGACCCCGCCGCUUUGUCGUAUCUUGACGCGUUGUCAGAACAUUUGUCACGGCUGCAGGGAAAUGACUACCAUGAUAUGGACGGUAGUGGCUGAGAAUCAAAGCGGAUUUUUUUUUCGUGUUGACUUGCAUCGUUCCUGGUUUCCCAUGACAGGGACACCAGCAAAGACCCUCCACGCUGAGGUCUUUCCCAAGCAACUAAAUUCUUAUGGUUAUGCGCAGCGGUAUGUCACCUGCAUCCUUCAUUCCCUUACGAGAAAGACGAGUCAUUUGUACCGACAGGCCCUGUAGCGAAGCGGGCACGAGACACUUAGAUGGACGUUUGUGUCGCGUUUGCGAUUCCUUCCAACGUGUACGUGCUCUGAGCUACUCUGUGGUUUUUUUUCAUUCAGUGACUAGCAUUAAUGGUGCCAGACUCGCUGACUCUGUGCAGCGGGUAGCCGUAAACGUUUCGCAAGUGUAGAUUCGCUGGUGGUACCUUCCAUUGAACAUGUCUCCGGUGUGUCGUAAGUCGCUGUGUAGGAGAAGUGUAUCAGCAUUUUUUUAUCACGAGUUUAGCUGCUGAGAGUGGUCGUUCUGUAUCAUGUGGGAGAGGCCCUGCUGAGGGGAGAGGGGAAUUAUGGUGAAAAAGUCGUCGCCAAAUUGGCGGCUUCGGGGGUGGCGACAGACUUUUUUCUUUUGCAAGUCGGCAUACUGGCACAGGGAGAAACACUGAGAACAUACGGUAUUGCUUCACGCAAGCCACCAGGAACAAAUUAAAAGAAUCUUCACCUGAAGCAAGGCCGAACACUGCAGCUGAAAGCUGCUUGUAAUUUCAUUUCGUGUGGUGGGGCAGCCUCGAUAUGGCAUGAUCUCGGCACGAUCACUCAUGUUUCAGAUACUAGGAGCCGCUCUUGAAGCGUGUAUGACAAAUAUUGCAAAUCCCAGACAGGAGCACACCUUUGCCGCGACAUUCCUGUUACAUAUUCCUCCAAGUUGCUAGUUCAAUAAUGAACGAUCUGUGCCCCUCUUAGAUGGCAUGUUCGCAGUAGUUGCUCCUACUCGUUCGCCUAUUUCUCGUCGUUGCAACUCUAGGAUGUGCUUUCCCACACCUUCACCUAUUUUUUCCGACCCUUCAUGAUGCAGUCAAACCUCUCUUGACGCCAACAUCUCUAUAUACAUGUUUGUGCAUCGGGGACGAGCGGGUGUAGCCUCGGAGGUGCGGAGUUGGGGUGUCCGUUCCAUAAAGUUCAAGUGCAGUUGUAGCUUUUGCGAAGACCUUUUCGUACUCUAAUUUGUGACAUAAGACUAUGUCAAAUCAGCUGUCGCCACUUGACUCACUUCAUGCAUGGUAACGGGGGGCAUGCGAGGAAGAAAACUACUUCGACGCUGGACAGAAGACUACAGGAGGAAGAAUUCCGGCGCUUCGUCAUGCCGUUUCGAAACACCGGGUACGGUUUUGUAGGCUUCGUCAACGAGGCGGACAGUAAGAUAAUGUGGGAGGGUUCUGAGUCAGCACCAGCUUUGAGCGCUCAAGUGUGGAACAUAGAUUGGUUGCCCUGUCGAGGAGGGGCGCGGCGAGAACACCGUUUUGAGCGCUGGCAUGCUGCCGGAAGUUCAGACUUCUUCAGUUUCCCCUGCUUCAACAGAAACAAAGGGGGAAUCCAAAAGGCUGAGGCCGGUUGCUCCGCUCUCCGUCCUGACCGGGGCAAAUUCGCGACGCCUCUUUCACCCACAAUUCAUCGAAACUGCUCCAUUGUUGAGGGAUUUUCUUGGGCUGGACGAAUUCUGAACCUCUCUGAACUAUACGUG